UCAUAUGCCAGAAACCCGCCCACCUGGUUGUCUGAUCCCUCCCGCGCUGGACGAAAGUUAGGCUUCUUGUCUGGAAGAUGGCACAAAACCUCAUUCAUUCAUCUCAAAGUUGAUGCACUGUUGACAUCGUCUGCUGUUGCCUCUGCUGGGACUAUCAAAUGCAUCACAUCCUGCACACUGGAAGAUUUUUACUGGGACACACCUACCAGACAGCCUGGAACAAGUGUUGCUCUAGCUUUGCCAAGAUGAUGCGGGCAGUGUGUGUUGACGUACCAGGAGGACCAGAGAAUUUGCUGCUGCGAACUGUCCCUAGACCUCAACCUAAAGAUGGAGAAGUUCUAAUUAAAGUUCAUGCAACUGCCCUCAACAGGGCAGACUUACUGCAGAGGCGAGGACUGUACCCACCUCCCCCAGGUGAGAGUGACAUCAUAGGCCUGGAGGUGGCUGGUACUGUGGAUACUCUGGGCUCAGUGGUGAAAAGAGGCUGGAAGCCAGACGACAGGGUCAUGGCUUUGCUCUGUGGAGGAGGAUAUGCAGAAUAUGUUGCUGUGCCUGAGGAGCUUCUUAUGCCCAUUCCCCCUAAUUUGACACACAGCCAGGCUGCUGCGAUCCCGGAGGCCUGGCUCACUGCUUUUCAGCUUCUAGUUUUCAUAGCUCAGGUGAAGGAGGGUGAGGUAGUGUUGGCUCAUGCUGGAGCCAGCGGAGUUGGAACGGCUGCUGUUCAGCUGGUUCGUCUGUUUGGUGCCGUGCCCAUUGUUACUGCAGGGAGCCCAGAGAAGCUGAAGAUGACUGAGAAUCUGGGAGCAGCAGCUGGGUUUAACUACAAAGAGGAGAGCUUUGUGCAGGGAGUUCAUAACUUUACAGGAGGCAGGGGGGCAAAUGUCAUCCUUGACUGCAUCGGUGGGCGUAACUGGGAGCAAAAUGUGAGCUCCUUAGCCACCGAUGGCAAGUGGGUGCUGUACGGCACGAUGGGAGGCAGGACAGUAGAGGGAGACCUGCUAGGCAAACUGCUCUCCAAGCGAGGCCACUUGCUCACCAGCCUCCUCCGCUCUCGCAGCCUUCAGUACAAAGCCGACCUGGUGGAGGAUUUCUCUCGCAGAGUGUUACCGUAUUUCUCAGACCAGCCAGCCUCCUUGAGGCCAGUGAUUGACAGCACAUUCAACCUGGAGGACAUUGCAGAAGCUCACAGGCACAUGGAGGCCAACAAGAACAUGGGGAAGAUUAUCAUUAAUGUGAUUCCACAGAAUCAGGAAACUCAGUGAUAAACAGUUGCAGAAAUAUUAACAGAAACGUACAUUCAUGUCAAGGAAUCUUCCAACAGUGUUAUUUGUUUUACACAAAUGUUGAUCUUAAAUAUGCUUUAUCCACCAAUAGUCUGAAGAUGAUUUUCUUUACAGUGCUGUUACUUCUGUAGAGUCAAAAUAGGGAUAAUUGACACAGGAUUACGAAAUGUUCAUUAACAGUAUUGUGUUCAUGCUGGAGAUUAAAGAGAGGUGCUGUAAAUCUUUCCAAACCACA
Micropterus salmoides (largemouth bass) is the source of this 1518-nucleotide messenger RNA. RefSeq names its product quinone oxidoreductase PIG3-like. The transcript has 7 exons. The coding region runs from base 159 to 1262 and encodes 367 amino acids. Gene Ontology annotation, molecular function: NADPH binding; quinone binding; quinone reductase (NADPH) activity. Lineage: Eukaryota; Metazoa; Chordata; Actinopteri; Centrarchiformes; Centrarchidae. The record is from RefSeq and is a predicted model, not a curated record.